Molecule: messenger RNA, 920 nt
Organism: Beta vulgaris subsp. vulgaris (sugar beet)
Lineage: Eukaryota; Viridiplantae; Streptophyta; Magnoliopsida; Caryophyllales; Amaranthaceae
Product: leucine-rich repeat receptor-like serine/threonine-protein kinase BAM1
Exons: 1
Coding region: 126-920 (264 amino acids)
Molecular function (GO): protein binding
Source: RefSeq, a predicted model, not a curated record
UUAAGUCGUCCUAGAGUACUGAACGUGUUGGAACGGUUACAUGAUUAGACUGCACAAAUUUCAUUGCUAUUUAUGUUCAUGCAAACCCAGGAGUACAGUACAUAGCAAAAACAAGAAAACAAAAAAUGAAAAUCUUUCUUUUCUUUGUGCUCCUUCAUAACCUCAACUUCAUCAAUGGCAUAACAUUAUUAUCAGAAGAGAAAGCUUUACUAAGUAUCAAAUCUGCCAUUACUUAUGAUCCGUUUAACUCUCUCUCCUCGUGGAAAAACACAACACACCACUGUAGUUGGCCAUUCAUCACUUGCUCCUCCUCAUCUUCUGCAGUAAUUUCUCUCGACAUCUCUAACUUAAACCUCGCAGGAAUUCUCUCACCUGAUAUCGGCUCCCUCAUCCACCUACAAAACCUCUCAGUUGCAUCCAACUCUUUCUAUGGCGCAAUACCAUCUUCUCUUUCUCUCCUUACUCAACUCCGCUAUCUCAAUCUCUCGUAUAAUGACUUCACCACCUUCCCUUCUACUUUCUCCUCCCUUAAAAACUUAACCAUCCUCGACCUCUCCUAUAACCAUUUCUCUGGCAGGAUUCCUCUGGAGCUAGGAAACUUAACCAACUUAAUAUAUUUAUCUGGUGGUUUCUGCAAUUUUUCUGGGGAAAUUCCAAUGGAGUUGGGGAAACUUAAGAAACUUGAAUUUUUAAGUUUUGAUGUAAACACUCUUUCUGGGGGUUUACCCUUUGAGUUGGGGUCAAUGAAGAGUUUAAAAUAUAUGGAUUUCUUUAAUAAUAUGUUAUCUGGUGUGAUCCCAGAGUCAUAUUCCAUUCUUCAGAACAUAACCUAUUUUAAUCUUGGUGAAAACAAGUUACAUGGGAGUAUACCUGAUUUUAUCGGAGAUUUCCCGGAGUUGGAAUUCCUCUCCCAAAGCUAG